Messenger RNA from Cannabis sativa, 1434 nucleotides. RefSeq names its product ATP-dependent Clp protease proteolytic subunit 5, chloroplastic. The transcript has 9 exons. The coding region runs from base 270 to 1214 and encodes 314 amino acids. Gene Ontology annotation, molecular function: ATPase binding; ATP-dependent peptidase activity; serine-type endopeptidase activity. Gene Ontology annotation, cellular component: endopeptidase Clp complex. Lineage: Eukaryota; Viridiplantae; Streptophyta; Magnoliopsida; Rosales; Cannabaceae. Gene Ontology annotation, biological process: protein quality control for misfolded or incompletely synthesized proteins. The record is from RefSeq and is a predicted model, not a curated record.
GGGGUAAAAUGUAACUCAAAAUAAAGGGGCAUUUUCCGAUAAUGUGUCUGAACUGAAGAAGAUACAAUCCGAUUAGAAUUGGGGGAGAGUAGCUGGAGAGGUCCUGCUUGCUUGCUUGCUUCGCUCGCUUUCCUUCUCUCCGUUAUCUAUCGUCUCUUUCUGCGCCGUCAACCACUGCCUUCGUUUCACUGGAUAAGAAAAUCCUCAACUCGCUUCCACAUAUUCAAUUAUAAAAAAAUUAUAUUAAUUUUUUCUUUUGAAAAAAUUAAAUGGCUCACACUUUGGUCUCCACCUCUACUUCCUCACUCCGAUUCAACUCCCUUGCUUUGGCUCCAAACCCUACUUCUUACUCCGACCCUCCCAAGCUCUCUCUCGCUUUCGAACCCUUGCGUUCUAGGAAAUCAAGAAAGCUAGUUGGUAAUGUGAAUAAUGCUCAAAAUUCACGCAUCAAGGCCGUUUACUCUAGUGAGUAUUGGGUGCCAGAGAAGAACUCGCGCGAGGGAAUUUGGUCCAUAAGGGAGGAUGUGCAAACCCCAUCAUCACCGUACUUCCCCACAUAUGCACAGGGACAGGGGCCACCACCAAUGGUGCAAGAGCGCUUUCAGAGUGUCAUUAGUCAGCUAUUUCAGCAUAGAAUAAUUCGAUGUGGUGGUGCUGUUGAUGAUGACAUGGCCAACAUAAUUGUUGCUCAACUUCUUUAUCUCGAUGCUAUUGAUCCUAGCAAGGAUAUUGUCAUGUACAUAAAUUCACCUGGUGGAUCGGUUACAGCUGGAAUGGCCAUAUUUGACACAAUGAAGCAUAUCCGGCCUGAUGUCUCCACUGUAUGUGUUGGACUAGCUGCUAGUAUGGGAGCGUUCUUGCUAAGCGCUGGCACUAAAGGGAAAAGAUUCAGCUUACCAAACUCAAGGAUUAUGAUCCAUCAGCCGCUUGGUGGAGCUCAAGGUGGGCAAACCGAUAUAGAUAUUCAAGCAAAUGAAAUGUUGCAUCACAAGGCAAAUUUAAAUGGCUACCUCUCUUAUCACACCGGUCAAAGUCUAGACAGGAUUAACCAGGACACCGAUCGCGAUUUCUUCAUGAGUGCAAAAGAAGCCAAAGAAUAUGGACUUAUAGAUGGUGUGAUUUUGAAUCCUCUCAAAGCUCUCCAGCCUUUGCCCGUUGCAGCAGCUGACGGUGAAGCUGGUAAAUCUGCCGCAGAAACUACAUCAGACAGCUAAGGUGAUAUGGCCUGUAAACUUCUCCCAAAAAGCAUAUGAUUAUGAAUAACUGUUGUAGAGUUCGAUGAAAGGAUUCCUAUAGUUUUCCCAUCUCAUUUUAAUGUCGAGCAAUUUAGUAUUUUUGUUAAGACUUGAGACAGAGUAGUAGGAAAUCUUUAAGUUUUGACAUUUCGUCCCUCUGAGAUACAUAUUGAGAAAUAGAUUAUUUGCAAUUGACUUA